AAGCAAUCAAUUUUACUAUCCUUAUCCAAGCACUUACUUCCGCUAUAAUUAAAAUAUCAACAAAGAAACCUCUGCCAAUCUCACGAUUUCGCGAAAGAAAAGGUACUGCUGGUGUUGAGUUCGUGCCGCCAGACGUGGUCCGGCGAGAAGGGUUGAGGGCUGCGCUGUGUGCAAUUGGCGACGAUCAUAAAGACUUUGCCCAGCACCUCUGAACUGGUGCUGUUAUUCAGUAUUGAAUCACCGUAUUCUCAACCCAAGCAGCUUCAACUCCAACAAGCUUAUAAGAGAAAUGUGGAAUGUGGCGAUAUCCAGUCCGUUAUAGCCGUUCUGGCGCCUUAAUCACCAAUUGUCGUGAUAAUCCUAUUUUUACCAAAAGAAAACCACGUUCAUUCUCACCGCGCUUUUUCACGACUGGCACGCUUCACUAUCCGGAAGCACCCAGCAAAGACCAGCAUCAUGACCUCGCCUCAUACAUCGCGUAUGCAGAGCGCACAGGCCUAGACGUAGAAUCAAACGUGUUCAUUGGCACACACUAUGAGUACAGCAUAGUAUCGGCCCUACGCCCACUAGGCUUCGACCUCCGGCGCAUAGGCGGGCAAUCUGACAAAGGCAUCGACCUUCUAGGGACGUGGAGCGCGCCGUCUGCGCCAGCGCACCUGCCGCUACGCGUCCUCCUCCAAUGCAAGGCAUAUUCGGCUGCUAGAACCGCCAAGGUUGGUCCGCAGUUUAUCCGCGAGCUCGAGGGCGCCUAUGUCAGUGCGCCCGCUGGCUGGCGUGGCUCCGGCGUUAUAGCGCUUUUUGUCACUCAGCGCCCGGCUACCAAGGGCGUCAGAGAGGCGUUGGCACAAAGUCGUCGGCCCCUAGCCUAUGUUUCGUGUUCUAAGGACGGCGUGCUCGAGCAGAUGCUUUGGAACCGGAGGGCCGAGGAAGAAGGGCUGGAAGGCAUGGGCGUUACGAUGAGACUCUCAGACGAAGACCGUCACGGAGAUGCGCAGCGUCUUGUGCUUACUUGGAAGGGUCGACCUUACAUUCCUCUGAGCACUCAUCCGGACGUAGGGCCAGACCUCCCCGAACCUUCGCCAGGCGUUGGAGCUGAUACAGAAGCUGCUGUAUGAGUAGGGGGUUCAAAUCUGACGUAGAGCUACACGAGGACCAGUAGACUUCAAAUUCUGAUAAGAAUGCCCCAAAGGGAUUCAGAAUCCAACCAGACACUAUACGCCAGGUCUUCCCAGAUAAAUCAGGACCAUAGUUCUGCGAUAGAGCGGUUGCCAUCCCAGCAGCCAGUAAGCGCAUUUCAACUUGACGUGAAAAUUCGAGGCAGUCUAGAGUCGCCGCUCGGCAUCGGGAAAUCAAGUCAGAAGAUCGAUACAAUGAACUAUCCAAGGGG
Molecule: messenger RNA, 1387 nt
Organism: Xylaria bambusicola
Lineage: Eukaryota; Fungi; Ascomycota; Sordariomycetes; Xylariales; Xylariaceae
Exons: 1
Coding region: 297-1115 (272 amino acids)
Cellular component (GO): mitochondrion
Molecular function (GO): nucleic acid binding
Source: RefSeq, a predicted model, not a curated record